GUCAAGAUGGACAAAAAGUCCUUUGAAACGGUGCUGGAUGAAAUUAGAAAGGCUGUUUUGACAGAGUACAAAUUAAAAGCAAUUGAAUAUGUGCACGGAUAUUUCUCCAGUGAACAGGUGGUUGAUUUACUGAGAUAUUUCUCCUGGGCUGAGCCUCAGUUGAAGGCAAUGAAAGCAUUACAGCAUAAAAUGGUGGCUGUUCACCCAGCAGAAGUGGUCAAUAUACUCAACUGUUUCACCUUCAGUAAAGACAAACUAGUUGCUCUUGAACUGUUAGCUUCAAACAUUGUUGAUGCACAGAAUUCUCGUCCCAUUGAAGAUCUGUUCAGGAUAAAUAUGUCUGAGAAGAAACGGUGCAAGAGAGUGCUUGAACAGGCUUUCAAGGCGGGCUGCAAAGCUCCUCAUGCUAUGAUAUCUUCUUGUGGAACAAUCCCAGGAAAUCCAUAUCCCAAAGGAAAACCUAGUCGCAUAAAUGGAAUUUUCCCAGGAACCCCUUUGAAGAAAGAUGGUGAAGAGUGUACCAACGAAGGCAAAGGAAUAGCUGCACGGAUUCUCGGACCGUCCAAACCACCUCCUUCAACAUACAAUCCACAUAAACCCGUUCCUUAUCCGAUACCUCCAUGCCGGCCACAUGCAACUAUUGCACCAAGUGCUUAUAACAAUGCAGGUCUGGUACCAUUAGCCAAUGUCAUAGCUCCAGGUGUGCCCCCGCCACCUCCAUAUACUCCUAAUCCAGUAGCAGCAGAGAAUGAAGACCUUUCCAAUCAGUCAAAACCUACACAGAAUCCAGCGUUUUCUGCCCCAGCAAGUCAGCUCUUUUCUCCUCGUGGCUCUAACCCUUCGACACCUGCGGCAACUCCUGUUCCUGCUGCUUCCCCGGUCAAGGCAGUAAAUCAUCCAUCGGCAUCGGCCACUGCCGCCCUCCCUGGGAUGAACCUAAACCUGCUGAACACUGUCCUUCCUGUGCUCCCGGGGCAGGUCUCAGCUGUUCAUGCACCUCAGCCAACGACGCCCAAUCCAACAGUCAUCAGAACCCUUUCCUUGCUGGCUGCACCGGUGACUUCUGUUCACAGCACCACAUCUGCUCCCGUUCCUUCCGUUUUUUCUGGCCACGUUCCACUGCCAGGUCCUUCUGCCACCCCUACCCCAGCCCCUCAGGCCGCAUCUACACCUCGGGCCACCCCUGCUUCCAGCGAAACAUUUGCUUCUACUUCUGCCCCUUUCACUAGCCUCCCCUUUGCCGCCACCUCUACUGCCGCUUCUACCAACAACCUCGAUUCCUCCUCACUGGCAUCGGUUUUUGCUGGUCUCCCCUUGACCUUAACACCGACCUCCCAAGGUGUGUCCAACCCGACUCCUUCUGUAAUCGCCUGCGGUUCUGCUCCCACUGUUGCCUGUCCACUGGGUGUAAAUAAUCCCCUUCUGUCUGCUUUAAAAGGCUUUCUGACAUCAAAUGAUACCAACCUCAUCAACUCUUCCACGUUACCCUGCGCCGUUACUAGUGGGCUGGCUUCCCUCGCCUCCCUCACUAACCAGAGCUCCGACUCUGCGGCGGCCGCCCUUAACAAGGGCUACGGCCCGCAGCGGGCUUCCACGCCGGGACUGGCUCUGUUCCCGGGCCUGCCCUCGCCGGCAGCCAACGCGGCUUCCACGCCCCCGGCUCUGCCUGCGCCCGCCGCCGCUGCCUCCUCGGGGCCCGCCGGCUGCGGCUCCUCGGCCACCCUGCUGCACGGCCCACUCGCGAGUCACGCAGACGCGCCCGGUUCGUCGACGCCCGCCGCCACCAGCCUGCCCGUAGUGAUCAAGACCGAGCCCGCGAGCCCCACUCCUUCUGCCUUCAGGGGCCCGGCGCCCCCGCCGCCCCCCACCCCCGCUCCGGGCGCACUGGGCCUGCCGGGGGCGCUGGGGCGGGUGUACACGGCAGCCUCGGUGCCGGUCAGUUUACCGUCCUGCCUCGCCCCUGCGCUGCCGGGCCUCCCGGGCCUGAGCGCGACCCCGAGCGGCUCGAGCCCUCUGCCCUCCCUCCCGCUGCCUGCGCACGGCUCCGCCGCGCCCAUCGCCCCCGUCUUCAGCGCCUUGCCCCCUUUCACUUCGCUGAGCAGCGGCUUCGCCCAGGCUGCCCACCCGUCCCUCGGCGCCCCCGCCUCGUCCGCACCCACCUGCGCCCCCGGCCCCUCGGCGCCCGCCUCGGCGGCGGCCUUCCCACUCAGCCUGCCCACUGCCGCUGCCCACCCGUCCCUCGGCGCCCCCGCCUCGUCCGCACCCACCUGCGCCCCCGGCCCCUCGGCGCCCGCCUCGGCGGCGGCCUUCCCACUCAGCCUGCCCACUGCCGUGCCCUCGCUCUUCUCCGUGGCGCAGGGACCUCUUCCGGCCUCGGCUCCCUCCUACCCCGGCUUCUCCGUCUCCGGUGCGGCCCCCGCGCUGCCCUCGUUCCCGGGGCUGCAGCCGCCCGCCACUGGCGCCGCCACCGCCCCGUCGCCUGCUCCCGUCCUCCCCGGGUUCGCCUCCGCCUUUAGUUCCAGUUUCAACUCCGCUCUGGUUGCGCAAGCCGGCUUAUCAUCUGGACUUCAAGCUGCAGGCAGUUCUGUUUUUCCAGGCCUCUUGUCCCUCCCCGGUAUCCCCGGGUUUUCCCAGAAUCCUUCACAAUCAUCCUUGCAGGAAUUACAGCAUAAUGCAGCCGCACAGUCAGCAUUGUUACAGCAGGUCCACUCAGCUUCAGCUCUGGAAAGCUACCCAGCUCAGCCGGAUGGGUUUGCUAGUUAUCCUUCAACACCAGGAACACCGUUUUCUUUGCAACCAGGCCUGUCCCAGACUGGGUGGCAGUGAAUACAUUUAAAUGCAUAUUCUCCUCCAGGGCAACAUCAGAAUCGCCUGAGGACUGCAGUGAACAAUUGGACAAAUGUGCAGUUGGCCAAAAGUCAGGAAAUGAGGAUGAGGAUAAUCCUGGGGAAAUUGGGAUAAGAGCUUAAAAAACGUGGUUACAUUUUUUAAAAAUGGUUUUAAGUAUGGACAUUCCCCUAUGUAAAUAUGCUGACAAUAAAUUGUAUGGAGAAUAGUA
Messenger RNA from Lipotes vexillifer (Yangtze River dolphin), 3058 nucleotides. It is a transcript of the gene PROSER1, whose product is annotated as proline and serine rich 1. The record is from RefSeq and is a predicted model, not a curated record. The coding region runs from base 7 to 2826 and encodes 939 amino acids. NCBI's taxonomy places the organism in Eukaryota, Metazoa, Chordata, Mammalia, Artiodactyla, Lipotidae. The transcript has 15 exons.